AUGCACAAUUUCUUAUUACAGUCUCGUGAGGAACUGAAGGAGAAAUCUCCAGAACUCGCAGCAAAGUUGAACAAUUUGUUUGAAUUAGUGAAGAGACAACUUGCUGAACUUGAUCCCGAAGGAAAAGAAUUUCUCAAAAAUAUGACGGUCAUGUGGAAGAGUAAGUCCUUUGACGGGUACGCCGCUCCUACGGUUGCGGAAGAGCUUACACUGGGCUUUAUCAAAAAGUUCAAUGCUUUAUCCGAUGAUGUCAAGGAGGAUAUCAAGAAGAAGUUGCCUGCGCUUGCAGCAUUUCUUACAAGUGAAACACAGCUUCAAAAUAUUUUCUCGUUUAAUCGAGAUUCUUCAGGCGAGGAGACAGCGAAACGCCUUCAAGAACACUAG
Molecule: messenger RNA, 384 nt
Organism: Cylicostephanus goldi
Lineage: Eukaryota; Metazoa; Nematoda; Chromadorea; Rhabditida; Strongylidae
Source: the annotation of a GenBank genome assembly